CUGGUUUACCUGUUCUCGUACUCUCCUAUUUACUAACCAGGUGAUUCCUGACAUUCCGGAACGGUGAUGGAUCUUUUUCAAAGGGCGCUUGAUUUCAGUUCGAAUGUUUUACAAAAUGUGCACGAGAUGUUUCGCUGCGAUUUUAGUUCUUUACAAACCAACGUCACGAUAUCACUUCACGAAGAAAGUUGGUACUAAUUUGGUAUACAUAAAAUACAUAUGUUCUUAUUAUGUGCAAUUUAGAAAUUAAUUGACUUACGGGUCAUUUAAUAACAUUUUCGAUAGUCAGUUAAACCUUGAUUGUUGGUCAAUUAGUGUUUAAAGUACAAUAGAAGUUGUG
Molecule: messenger RNA, 340 nt
Organism: Phyllotreta striolata
Lineage: Eukaryota; Metazoa; Arthropoda; Insecta; Coleoptera; Chrysomelidae
Source: the annotation of a GenBank genome assembly